AUGACGCUCCUCCUCUUCGCCGUCCUUUGCGUCCUCCUGGCAUCGCUGUCCGGCCGCACCCACGCAGCAUCCGACUACCAUGAGCGCCUCGACCUUCAGCCUCUGCCCGGCUCGUCGCUGCUAGCUUCGUUCAAUUUCCGCAGCAAUUCGUCCGUCUCGUCGUUCGAGAAGCAGCAUUUCCGCUAUUUCCCCCGCUCGCUAGGCCAGAUUUUGCAGCAUGCUCACACCAAGGAGCUCCAUCUGCGCUUCUCCACCGGGCGCUGGGAUGCGGAGAGCUGGGGCACCAGACCGUGGAAUGGGUACAAGGAGGGAGCUACAGGGGUAGAGCUGUGGGCAUGGAUUGACGCACCGUCCGAGGAUGAGGCUUUUGCGAAAUGGGUCACUCUGACACAGUCCCUCUCGGGCUUGUUCUGCGCAUCUCUAAAUUUCAUUGAUUCCACUCGCACCACGCGGCCAGUCGUCUCAUUCGAACCCGUUGGGGAUCAUGCUCCCUCCGACCAGCUGCACCUCCUGCAUGGCACCCUCCCGGGAGAAGUCGUCUGUACGGAGAACCUCACUCCGUUUCUGAAGAUGCUCCCAUGCAAGGGGAAAGCGGGAAUCUCGAGUCUUUUUGAUGGACACAAGCUGUUUGAUGCGUCGUGGCAAAGCAUGUCCAUCGAUGUGCGGCCGACGUGCCCGCCCGGUGAGCCAGAAUGCUUGGUUGAGAUUGAGCAGACGGUCGAUAUGGUGCUGGACAUUGACCGGUCUAAGCGACCACGGGGUAUGAACCUUCUCAAGACUCUUUUGACCUCUAUGUCUUCUAUAUGGUGGACUCUGACUGAGGUCUUUGGCCGUCCUGUCAAAGGGCAAUGUCUGUCGGAUGACGAAGGAGCAGGAGACAAAGUCAUCUGCCUAAAGGUGCCUCAUGAGAGGAACGUCUUUGUUACUACGGAAGCCUUCGAAGUGAAGAAUCCAGACGGUGUCUCCAGAUGCUUCAGCCUCAUCAGCUCCAACGAUUUCGACCUGGUUCUUCCCGAGGAGGAAGUGCAGACCAAGGUGCCUCUGGAGCAGCCGGUCCUGCAUGCGGAGCGGACCAUCAUCGGCCACGGGCAGGAGCGUGGCGGAAUGCGGGUGAUUCUGAGGAAUCCUUCGAGCAGCAAGGCAGUGGACUUUAUCUACUUUGAGUCGCUGCCGUGGUUCAUGCGUCCCUAUCUGCACACGCUGCAGGCGACGGUCAUCGGCAACGACGGGGUUCCCAGACAGGCGCCGGUGUCGGCCAUCAUCAAGGACAUUUUCUACCGGCCGGCUGUUGAUCGCCAGAGGGGCACGCAGCUCGAGCUGGUGUUGUCGGUACCGGCCGAUUCGACCGUGACGCUAAUCUAUGAUAUUGAGAAGACUAUCCUGCGGUACACAGAGUAUCCCCCGGACGCCAAUCGGGGGUUCAACGUGGCGCCGGCUAUCAUCCGGCUUCUGGACCAGGAGGGGCCCCCCCGUCUACCUGCGCACGACCAGUCUGCUCCUCCCGUUGCCGACGCCGGACUUCAGCAUGCCAUACAACGUGAUCAUCCUGACGAGCACGGUGAUGGCGCUGGGGUUUGGAAGCAUCUUCAAUCUGCUAGUGCGCCGGUUUGUGCCUGCUGA
This is a messenger RNA of Rasamsonia emersonii CBS 393.64, 1620 nucleotides long. RefSeq names its product GPI transamidase component Gpi16. The transcript has 3 exons. The coding region runs from base 1 to 1620 and encodes 539 amino acids. NCBI's taxonomy places the organism in Eukaryota, Fungi, Ascomycota, Eurotiomycetes, Eurotiales, Trichocomaceae. The record is from RefSeq and is a predicted model, not a curated record. Gene Ontology annotation, biological process: attachment of GPI anchor to protein. Gene Ontology annotation, cellular component: GPI-anchor transamidase complex.